Messenger RNA from Pleurotus ostreatus (oyster mushroom), 1536 nucleotides. RefSeq lists its product as uncharacterized. The record is from RefSeq and is a predicted model, not a curated record. The transcript has 6 exons. The coding region runs from base 1 to 1536 and encodes 511 amino acids. Gene Ontology annotation, molecular function: protein binding. NCBI's taxonomy places the organism in Eukaryota, Fungi, Basidiomycota, Agaricomycetes, Agaricales, Pleurotaceae.
AUGGGUCUGGUUAACCUUCCAAACGAGUUGAUCCACCGAAUUUUACGGUGUUUAGACUCUGGAUCCAUAAUAGCUUGUACCUCGGUAUGCCGCAGCCUACACGACGUAAUUCGGCAAUCGACAGAGCUCCAGUACUUAUUUGAACUGGGUAUGGAAGGGAUGGUAGACUGCGCUGCGCCAACCAUGCCGUAUCAAGAUCGUCUCAAGGAGCUUAUCGGCCACCGCAAAGCUUGGGCGACCUUGUCCUGGCGCCAAUCUUCUCUCCGUAUACCAGGAGAUAUAGAGGAACCCAACCUGUAUGGGUUCGUAGCAGGAGUUUUCGCGAAACUGCUUGAACACUACAUGUUCGUCACACUGCAUCUGCCCACCAUGCAUGAGUCCAAUAACCGUUGGAUGAAGCGCGGAUUGAGCUUCCCUGCGAAGGAAUUUGUAAUGGACCCCACGCAAGACUUGGUCAUUUUUCUCGAAGAGGAUACAAGGCCAUGGUCAUAUAAUGGACAACGCUCCGUCUGCUUGCACGUCCAAACUUUAUCCACAGGCGACCCUCACCCGCUUGCCCGGAACCCUAUCUUGACCUUCGACAUUCCACCCCACCCCGACGAAUCUGGAAGGAAUGACAUUUGGUUCUCGUCUAUCAAACUCGCAGUGGAUAUCAUCCUCAUGCAAUACAGCGUAUCCAAUGAAGGGGAAGAAGGCGUGCAUUUCCAGUUUUGGAACUGGAAGACCGGUCAUGGUUGGUUGAUAAGUGGGUAUAUUGAAUUUACUUGGUGCUCGUUCAUCUCUCCACGCGCAGUGGUUUUCGCAUCCGCCGGAGAGACAAGUCCGUCAUUGAACGUAUGCACAUUCGAAUACGACCCAGAAACAACGGAAACAACCACGACCCACAAAGCUAACUUACAUCUCCCAGAAGCUGUGUCAGGUUCUUGUUUCGACGUAACUGCCAUUCAAACACCGGCUAUUCUCGACCUCGCCUACGUUCCACCAUCCAAGAUUACAGCCCCGCCUCUGGAGUCCCACAUCAACAUCGUAUCGUUGGCAUUGACUGUGGACGACGAUGAGCACGAGCUUUGCCUCUUCGUACCCAACUCUAUCCUCUUGAAUUACGCCUCAAACCCGCCGGUCGGAGAGGUUCCCUGGAAAGACUGGGGUCAGGGGAGCACACGCCUCAUCGAGAUGAACCGUACAUAUAUGAACUCUUCGUACGCAUCUCGUGUCAUCCGUUCUUCCCUAGACCCCGAUAACCCAACUUCAAUACACAUACUUGACUUUAAUCCACAUCGACGCCAAGAACACAAUUUAUCGACAACUGAUGGAUUGACGCAACGUACAUAUUCCAUUGAGUCGGCGACCUCGCUUGGGUUAUUCAAGGAUGAUGUUUACAACGGCUUGCCCGUAUGGUGUACAACUCGCCCACUAAGUUCGUCCUAUUCAGCAUUGUUCAUUGACGAUGAGAGAAUAGUAGGGGUGAAGGAGGAACCGUCCGACGAAUUGUCGGAUGAUAGUGAUUGCGAAGAUGCUGAUAUUUUAGCAUUUUAG